Hypomesus transpacificus is the source of this 2043-nucleotide messenger RNA. RefSeq names its product polynucleotide kinase 3'-phosphatase. The record is from RefSeq and is a predicted model, not a curated record. Gene Ontology annotation, biological process: DNA repair. Gene Ontology annotation, molecular function: polynucleotide 3'-phosphatase activity; double-stranded DNA binding; protein binding. NCBI's taxonomy places the organism in Eukaryota, Metazoa, Chordata, Actinopteri, Osmeriformes, Osmeridae. The transcript has 18 exons. Bases 108 to 1865 code for a protein of 585 amino acids. Gene Ontology annotation, cellular component: nucleus.
ACGUUUCAUUUUAUUGGUGUAACAGUGAAUCUACUCCGCUCUCAGAAGUGUUGAAGCUAACUUGCUAACUGGAUAAAUCGUGCCGCAAAUCUUCUCCUGAAAAAGAAAUGCAGUGCACUCUGGUGAGUAAAGAAGGUUCCUGCGUCCCACUACCGGACGGACGAGCCGUGAUUCUGGGUCGAGGUCCGGUGACCGGAGUCGCCGAUAAGAAGUGCUCCAGACACCAGGUGAAGCUGGUAGCGUGCUAUGCAGACCAGAAUGUUCUUGUGACUCAGCUGGGUCCUAACCCCUGCUCCCUGGGUGAUGAGAACCUUAUCAGGGGCCAGUCAGGGCGGCUUCCCAGGGACGGCACCCUCUUCCUGGUCCACCAGAGCCACCCCUUCCGGGUCCAGUACUCUGAUGGCUCCCCAGAACCAAGAACCAUGGGUGCCGAUAGGCUCAAGGCCACAGACAAGACCAGAGGAGGGAAGAACGAGAGCCCUGCUCCCAAACGCAGCAUCAAAGACUUCUUUGCUUCUUCUCCCAAGAAGGCAUCCAAGCGGUCACACAGCCCUGAUGAGGACCCCAGGGGGAAGCGCCAGAGGGCUACUGAGGAUGAGGAUGAGAGCCUGGCUGAAGAGAAACUCAGACAGCUACAGGAGCUGGCAGAGAGGGCCAGCAGCACCAAGCACUCAGGUUCUUCAUCAUCAUCAUCAUCAUUGUCGUCUGCAGCCUGUUCCCAGAGCCAGUGGGAACAGAUAGGCAACCUGCUGCUCUACACAGCUGCUGGAGUGAAAGGAAGAAAUAAGAUUGCAGGCUUCGACAUUGAUGGUUGCAUCAUCACUACCAAGUCAGGGAAGGUGUUUCCUACCGGCCCUGAUGACUGGAAGAUUCUGUUCCCUGAGAUCCAGCCUCGUUUGGCCAGCCUGCUGCAGAAAGGCUACAAGGUGGUGUUCUUCACUAACCAGAUGGGCAUAACCAGAGGCAAGCUGAAGCCAGAGGACUUCAAGUUUAAAGUGGAGAACAUCCUGAAAACCCUCCAGCUACCUAUACAGGUGUUUGUAGCAUCCGGUCCUGGUGUGUACAGAAAGCCUGUGACAGGGAUGUGGGAGCACCUGUCUGAGAAGGCCAACGGAGGCGUGUCUGUGGACAGGAGCCAGAGUUUGUAUGUGGGAGAUGCAGCAGGCCGGCCGGUCAACUGGGCUCCAGGGAAGAAGAAGAAAGAUUUCUCCUGCAGUGACAGACUGUUUGCUCUGAACCUCCAGCUGCAGUUCCACACUCCAGAGGAGUUCUUCCUGGGUUGGAAGAGUGCCCCCUACAGUCUGCCUGACUUUGACCCGAGGAAGUUAGACGUCAAUGCCCGCCUCUACGACCCACCCAGUGCCUCUCUCACUUCCAGCAAACAGGAAAUCAUCGUUGCUGUGGGUUACCCUGCUUCGGGAAAGUCUACAUUCUUCCACAAACACAUCGUCCCUCAGGGCUACGCCUACGCCAAUAGGGACACCCUGGGCUCCUGGCAGAGCUGUGUGUCAGCGUGUCAGCGGGCCCUGAAGGAGGGCCGGAGUGUUGUCAUUGACAACACCAACCCAGACAUUGAAUCUCGCAAACGGUAUGUGGAGGUGGCCCAGACAGCAGGGGUCUUCUGUCGCUGUUUCCUGUUCUCUGCUUCUCUGGAGCAGGCCAAGCACAACAACAGAUUCCGUGAGAUGAUGCCCUCCACUGUCAAACACGUCAAGGUCAACGACAUGGUGUUCCACAGCUAUAAGAAAAAGUUUCUUCCUCCCAGCCUGUCUGAGGGCUUCUCCGAAAUCCUGGAGAUCCACUUUGUUCCAGAAUUCGUAGACAACCAAUCAGAGUCCCUCUUCCGGCAGUUCUCAGAAGGCUAGGGGAACAGCUUCCUGUCCAGUGGGUACCAUUUGAGGCAGGUCCUGUCCAACCACAGCCCUGAGCCAGGAUAUGAAAACUGUCAUUUUGGGCGAGUUAUUUGUCAGGCAUUUGUUCAGUAACAAGUUUGUGAAAAUGGUGACCUUUACUUUGUCCAAUAAAGCUUGAUGAAACAAACAC